Messenger RNA from Mucor mucedo, 1483 nucleotides. Its product is annotated as ergosterol biosynthesis ERG4/ERG24. Gene Ontology annotation, cellular component: endoplasmic reticulum membrane. Gene Ontology annotation, biological process: sterol biosynthetic process. The transcript has 5 exons. Gene Ontology annotation, molecular function: oxidoreductase activity, acting on the CH-CH group of donors, NAD or NADP as acceptor. The record is from RefSeq and is a predicted model, not a curated record. The coding region runs from base 18 to 1370 and encodes 450 amino acids. NCBI's taxonomy places the organism in Eukaryota, Fungi, Mucoromycota, Mucoromycetes, Mucorales, Mucoraceae.
CCUUUUUAUUGAUUGAUAUGGCAGUUCAAAAAAGAAAGACGAAACAGCAAGUGAUAGCUGCUGUUGCUAAAGCAGAACAGACAAGCGAGCUCAACCCAAAAACAACAAAUUAUGAAUUUGGAGGACCCAUUGGUGCUUUAGCCAUGGUUGUCAUUCUUCCCGUCAUCGUUCUCUUUUUCGCAACAUGUUGUGAUUCUACGGGUUAUCCUUCCCAAGCAAUUAAAGACGACUGGAAGACAGCUAUUCUUUCUAAACUUAACAAGGACUUUUUAUACAAUCUUUUCGAUCCCAUUGCCUUCCUGAUUUAUGUUGGCUUCGUUGCUAUGUUAGCGAUCUUUUACAUGGUUUUACCUGGUGAAAACAUCCCUGGCAUCACAUUGAGGGAUGGCACAAAACACAAGUACAGAAUGAACGGUUUUGCUUCUUUCCACACCACUUUUUUUGUUGCACUCUACUUUUUAAAGGAUACUGGUCUCAAGCCUCUUUUAUUUGUUUAUGACCAUUAUGUCGGUUUAGCUUUUGCUUCAAUUAUCUUUAGUUAUAUUGUUUCAUUUGCUGUCUAUUUUGCUAGUUUCAAGCGUGGUAAGUUGUUGGCUUUGGGUGGUAACACCGGCAAUGCUAUUUAUGAUUUUAUGAUUGGCAGAGAAUUGAACCCUCGCAUUGAAAGUUUUGAUAUCAAGUUCUUCACUGAACUUCGUCCUGGAUUGAUUGGAUGGAUGGCCAUCAACUAUUGUUUAGCUGCCAAACAAUUUGCUGAUCUUGGUUAUAUUACUAAUGCAAUGCUUCUUGUUCAAUGCUUCCAAUCUUGGUAUGUAAUUGAUUCUCUUUGGAACGAAGAAGCUGUUUUAACUACAAUGGAUAUCACUACUGACGGUUUUGGCUUCAUGCUUGCAUUUGGUUUAUAUACUUGGGUUCCAUUCACCUACACUCUUCAAGCACGCUAUCUGGUGGAUUUUCCUCGUAGCAUUAGUUGGAUUGAGUUUGGAGCUAUUCUGUUCCUCAAUUUUGUCGGGUACUUUAUUUUCAGAAGUGCCAACUCCCAAAAGAACGAAUUCCGUGCUUAUCCUAAUAGCCCUGAAUCAAAGCAGCUUAAAUAUCUUCAAACUAAGGUUGGUAGUAAAUUAAUCACAUCUGGAUGGUGGGGUAUGUCUCGUCAUAUCAAUUAUCUUGGUGAUUGGUUAAUGGCUUUCUCUUGGAGUUUGCCUUGUGGAUUCGCUUCUCCUAUUCCUUAUUUUUACCCUGUUUAUUUUGGUAUUCUUUUACUUCACCGUGAAAGAAGAGAUGAUCACAAGUGCAGAACAAAGUACGGUAAAGAUUGGGAAACUUACUGUAAAACUGUCAAAUACAGAAUUAUUCCUGGCAUCUACUAAUUUCUAAUUUCGCAUAACACAAAACUUUUUAAGUGACGGUUUCACGUCAUAAAAAUAAAAUUAUCAUCACUUUUUUUUUUGCUGCGUCGUUGUACUUUUCUUUUUCUUUUUUA